AUGCAAGUUUAUCGGUCUUCUCUUUUUAUCCUCCCUAAAAAGGUGAUUAGAGAGAUUGAUAGCAUUUUGAGAUCCUUUCUCUGGUCUGGUGUUGAGUUGAAGAUGCAUAGUGCUAAGAUUGCUUGGAACAAUGUUUGUAAGCCUAAAGGUGAAGGGGGCCUAGGGUUUAAAGAGAUAGGUGUUUGGAAUAGGGCGGCUGUUGCUAAGCAUGUUUGGUUUUUCUUCUCUGGGGGGGAAGGGUCUAUGUGGUGCCAAUGGGUUAAGUCCUACUUACUCAAAGGUAAGAGUUUUUGGUAUGUUAAAAUGCCUAGUGACCCCUCAUGGGUCUGGAGGAAAAUUCUGUCUCUUAGAAAGAAUAUCUUCCCUCUUAUCAAAUUUAUGAUUGGUAAUGGGGAGAAGGUAUUUCUGUGGUUUGAUAAUUGGCAUCCUCUUGGUUCUUUAUGGAGUAGGUUUGGGCCUAGGAUUGUCUAUGACGCUGGUCUUGAUCUUAAUUCUAAAGUUAGCUCCAUCAUUUCUCAUGGUGCAUGGAGUUGGCCCUUCCCUAACUCCUGGGAAAUCAAGGAGUGGAUUGAUUCUACCCCUCCUUCCUUUAAACCGAUGGAUAGUUCUCAGGAUAGUCCUUUGUGGUGCCUUACGGGUGAUGGUGAUGGCAGUUUCUCUAUUCAGUUUACUUGGGACUGUUGGAGAGAUAAGGGUCGUAAAGUCCCUUGGAAUAAACUGCUUUGGGGGCCUCCUUUCAUCCCUAGAGUUAGUUUCAUUGUUUGGUUGGCUAUACAUGAGAGGUUGAAUACUAGGGAUAGACUUUAG
This is a messenger RNA of Camellia sinensis, 807 nucleotides long. NCBI's taxonomy places the organism in Eukaryota, Viridiplantae, Streptophyta, Magnoliopsida, Ericales, Theaceae. The record is from RefSeq and is a predicted model, not a curated record.